AUGCAAUCCAUGUGCGUUUUCGCCAUUCCUUAGUUCCAUGUGUUAACAAGCCUAAUUGGUCUGAUUAAUUUCAUUUUGCAAAUGGAGAAUUACUCUGAAUAGUAGUUGCCACUAACUUUUGGAAUUUUAUAGUUUUUAAUCAGUAUGAUCAUCUUGGGGCUUGCUUUUGUUAGACCUAGAUAUGCCAUUAAUAAAACCUACAUAAUUUGCUUCAUUUUACUAUUUCUAGGGAUUUCACUCUAUUUAAAUAUAGCGAAUUUUAGAAAGGAAAGUUUGAUUCUUAUGAUACUAUAAUACUUAUCGAUUGGGAUGAUCUGCUCGUUGGUUAUAUUGCCAAAUAGGAUGAUUGGCCUGGCUAUUUAAAUUCAAAUAUAUAUAGUUGCAGUUGUUUUAGACUUGAUGUCGUUUUAUUUUUAUUACAUUCUGGGGAAAUUCAACUUCAACAGAGCUAUUUCGAUAGUAGGCUCUGGAGGGAUGGAGGCCAUCACUUUGAUCUUGUGUAUCGUGUGUUAGGUUUAUCCUCAAAAAAGAUUGGCAGAUGAGACACACCUGAUAGUGGGCUUUUACAUCUUUUGUGAACUAUUCGUCAGCUGUACCUUCGUGGCAGAAUGCGCAAAUCAAGAAGCAAAUAUUGCAUUAAUUGGGUUUACAAUUUUGAAAAUCUCUAACAUAUUUUUGGAUAUGAUUCUGUAUUCCUUUGUGAAGUUGAACUAUCCAGAGAAUCAGACAAGAUCAGCUAGAGUUGAUAUUGAGAACCCUCCCCAGAAGCUGGAUCUAAGGAGUGUAGCAACUAGGGAAACACUCAGUGAUUAUUCAAAUGCUUUGUAAAAAAGUGUGUAGGAACCAAUUUCCUUAAGUAAGAAAGGCUUGUCCUUCGGUGUAAUGGAUUAAGUAUUUACUAAAUAUAUAUUGAUUUAUUUACUUCGUUAUUUUAAUAUAUAUAAAUUUGUAGCACAUAAGGAGGAGGAUGUGAAUGUGAAGGAAUACUUGAAUGAUCUGUUGUCGCAGAAAAUUGAGAAGAUGUCUACGAUAGAGGAGGCUGAUCUCAUUCUGGAUGCUCUCAUGAAGACAAUCGAGGAUUUGGAUGGCUAGAUUGAGAUAAAGAAGAAGAAGGUGAAUAAGGAGUUGGAGACAGCUUUGGCAAUAAGUGAGAUCAACUUGGGUAAGAAGACAACGGAAAAGUAAGAGAUCGCAGAUGAAUUGAGAUAACUUAAAGAUGAAUACCAGAAGAUUAAGGCAUAACUAAAAUGAAAAUGAUAAUUGUUAAUUCAUUAAUUUCAAAUUAGAUUAAA
Messenger RNA from Paramecium tetraurelia, 1292 nucleotides. RefSeq lists its product as uncharacterized. The record is from RefSeq and is a predicted model, not a curated record. The transcript has 5 exons. NCBI's taxonomy places the organism in Eukaryota, Ciliophora, Oligohymenophorea, Peniculida, Parameciidae.